Molecule: messenger RNA, 2443 nt
Organism: Drosophila takahashii
Lineage: Eukaryota; Metazoa; Arthropoda; Insecta; Diptera; Drosophilidae
Gene: twin
Product: CCR4-NOT transcription complex subunit 6-like twin
Biological process (GO): nuclear-transcribed mRNA poly(A) tail shortening
Cellular component (GO): cytoplasm; nucleus; CCR4-NOT complex
Molecular function (GO): protein binding; poly(A)-specific ribonuclease activity
Source: RefSeq, a predicted model, not a curated record
UUGUGCGCUUGUUUUGUUUUGACUAAAAACCCAUUUAUGUAGAUAUUUUCACAAAACAAACAAUGCCUAGCCGUUUAGUCUAGAACUGGGACAGAUUAGCACGCAUUUUGGCCAAAAAUUGCCGUGAUAUCGUCCGCUGAUAAAACCGAGUGGCAACUCCGAGUGGCCACCAUGUAUACAAAAACAAGAAACGACGGUGAAAACGAGCCGCGCGAUAAAUAAGUGGAAAGCGGAGGCGCAGCAAAAGAGAAAAAAAAUCGUCGCUUCUGACAAACAGACACUGAAAUCAGCAAAUAAAAAACACACAAAAAUUAAAUAAAACAGGAAAAACCAAAAAGGGCACUAGAAACCUUAGAGCUUGCCAAAAUUUCACAGUGUAGCGCACGGAGGGCAUACCUUUUAGUUCAAAAUUAUUGAGUAAUUUGCGGGCGGAGAGCGGCGAGAGCGCGUGAAACGAGCAAGUAGAUUUUGAAACCGAGUGAGGUGACUUCCUGGGAAAAGUGAACUAGUGAUCCAGAGACGCUUAUCAUCAGGCGGUUAUUAUGAAAGGCAAUCACUAUAAAAUGUCUCGUAACAAAGACAAAUACGACAGUGCCAAUCGGAGGCAGCAGAUCUUUCUGUCGCAGGAGGAUAUAGCCGCUGGCAAGAAGACGAAUUGGAGUGGUCUCGAGAUUACGGGUUGCGUUCGCAAUAUUAGCCCGUCGCUGUGGGAGUUUGAGCAUCUAACCGCCCUCUAUCUGAACGACAACCAGCUGCUGCGAUUGCCCGCCGAUGUCGGAAUGCUGAUCAGCCUGAGAACUCUGGACCUGUCCAGCAAUAAGCUAAGGAGUCUGCCCGCAGAGCUCGGCGAGCUCAUCCAGCUGCGGGAACUGCUGCUCAACAACAACUUUCUGCGCGUGCUGCCUUACGAGAUCGGCAAGCUGUUCCACCUCGUCAUACUCGGCCUCAUGGGCAAUCCGCUGCAAAAGGAGUUCAUGAACAUCUACAACGAGCCAAAUGGCACGUCGAAACUGCUCACCUACAUGCUGGACAACUUGUCAUUCACCGUCAAUCCACCGCCCCAGAGGCCCUGGCUGCCACUGGCCAAGCCCAACAAAACGCGACCAGCCUGCAUUUUUACGGUCAUGUGCUAUAAUGUGCUCUGCGAUAAGUACGCGACGCGGCAAAUGUACGGAUACUGUCCGUCGUGGGCCCUCUGCUGGGAGUACCGGAAAAAGUCGAUAAUCGACGAGAUACGGCACUACGCGGCGGACAUUAUCAGUCUGCAGGAGAUCGAGACGGAACAGUUCUACCACUUUUUCCUGCCCGAGCUCAAGAACGAUGGCUACGAGGGCAUCUUUUCGCCCAAGUCGCGAGCCAAGACGAUGUCUGAACUGGAGCGGAAGUAUGUGGAUGGUUGUGCGAUAUUCUUCAGGGCGUCCAAAUUCACGCUUAUCAAGGAGUCGCUGAUCGAAUUCAACCAGCUGGCCAUGGCCAAUGCCGAGGGCUCCGACAACAUGCUGAACCGCGUGAUGCCCAAGGACAACAUCGGCCUGGCCGCCCUGCUCAAGGUGAAGGAGAACGCCUGGGAGCCGAUGUCCGAGGUGACGCAGAUCUCGCAGCCGCUGCUUGUGUGCACGGCGCACAUUCACUGGGACCCGGAGUUCUGCGACGUCAAGCUCAUCCAGACGAUGAUGCUGAGCAACGAGCUGAAGACGAUCAUCGACGAGGCGAGCCACAGCUUCCGGCCGGGUCACAAGAACGACUCGAAUGCCGUCCAGCUGCUGCUGUGCGGCGACUUCAACUCGCUGCCCGAUUCCGGAGUGGUGGAGUUCCUGGGCAAGGGCCGCGUCUCCAUGGACCAUCUGGACUUUAAGGACAUGGGCUACAAGUCCUGCCUGCAGCGGCUGCUCUCGAACGACACCAACGAGUUUACGCACUCGUUCAAGCUGGCCUCCGCCUACAACGAGGACAUCAUGCCGCACACCAACUACACGUUCGACUUCAAGGGCAUCAUCGACUACAUAUUCUACACGAAGACGGGUAUGGUGCCGCUGGGCCUGCUGGGACCCGUCUCCAAUGACUGGCUGCGCGAGAACAAGGUGGUGGGCUGCCCCCAUCCGCACAUACCCUCCGAUCACUUCCCGCUGCUCGUGGAGUUGGAGCUGAUGCACACGGCCAGCCAACAGGCGCCUCCCAACGGGCUGAUCAAUCGCCGGUAGCAAUAGAAUAGACGCGGCAGACCCACGACCACCACCAGCAGCAACACUAGCACCACUACCACCAGCAGCACCACCCUGAUGACGACGACGACGGCGUCGGCGGCCACGCGCACGCCGGCUGCCACCGGGGGAGGUAGUGGUGGGACUGCAAGCGGGAGUGGAGGCGGUCUGAUGAUCCCGGGCGGCUACCGGGGACGCAGCUGCAGCAAUAGCGGUUGCCAUCGUCUGACCGCUGCCCUUGG